AAUGUCUGGUGGUGGAAGUGAUGUGUUAACUCAAGAGAAAAAUGAAGAAAUAUUGGAACCAAGCAGUAUUGUUUCAUCUUUUGACACAGAGAUGCACAGUGAAAAGACAGAACAUGUACCCCCACAAGAUGAUGGGGGGCUUGUUUCUGAAAGCCCCAACAAUGAACAGGAAGGGAACAUGAUGACUUUAGGGCAUCCUUUGAAUGAGGAACAUUCCAGUGGAGACAUCGCUGAGAAUGUUCCUACUGAAUGCAGCGAGUCCGUGAGCCUUGAACCAGAACCUGGAUCUGAAGUGCAGAAUGAAGAGAGUGACCCAGGCAAGGAUUCACCACCUAAAGGGAGUGGAUGGACAACGUGGGGAUCAUGGGGCAAGUCCCUGCUUUCAACAGCAUCUGCCACAGUUGGUCAUGGAUUAACAGCAGUCAAGGAAAAAGCAGCUACCCUCAGAAUUCAUGGCCCAUCUUCUGGAUCUUCAGAAGGUGCACAUCCUGACACAGCUGAGGGUCCCAUCGCAGAUGUGGAAGAGACUGCAGAGCAAAGUCAUCUGGAGAGCCCACCUUUACCUUCAUCUCCUUCUGGAUCACGUGGAAUGUUUUCUACCAUUACUAGCGCUGUACAGAACACCGGUAAGAAUGUCUUAACUGGUGGCCUGGAUGCUUUGGAGUUCAUUGGCAAGAAAACCAUGAAUGUCCUUGCCGAAAGUGAUCCUGGGUUUAAGAAAACUAAAACACUGAUGGAACGAACAGUUUCCUUAUCUCAGCUUUUGCGAGAAGCUAAAGAGAAAGAGAAGCAGAGACUGGCCCAGCAGGUCACAUUCGAAAGGACGGCACAUUAUGGGCUACUUUUUGAUGAGUUUCAGGGUCUGUCUCAUCUGGAAGCCCUGGAAAUUCUGUCUAAUGAAAGCGAAGCCAAGAUACAAUUAUAUUUGGCAUCACUUGAAGGAGAGGAAUUGGAAACAGCAAAAAAAGCUUUAAUUGCUAUUAAGACAGUCUUCCUUCCUCAAGAAUCAGAUAACGAAGACAAUGAAGCAAAGAAAGCAGAUAUGGGAGAUGAGUUUGUUACCAUGCUUACAGAAUUGCUAUUUGAACUACAUGUUGCUGCUACUCCUGAUAAACUUAAUAAGGCUAGGAAGAAAGCUUAUGAUUGCUUGGAAGAAGCUAGUCUCCCCACAUCUAUAGAAAUGGACAAGAACCCAGCAGAGAGAACUGAAGAAGAUGAAGGAAGGCCUCAAGCAGGAGAAUCUGGAAACAGAGAAGAAGGAAAAACCAAAACUGUAGAGGAAAUCUACAUGAUGUCUAUCGAAAGCCUUGCUGAGGUAACAGCCCGUUGCAUUGAGCAGCUCCAUAAAUUAGCAGAAUUAAUUCUUCAUGGACAAGAAGUUGAAAAGCCUGCCUUGGAACAAGCAAAAGUUCUAACGACUUUAACAAGUACAAUGUGUAAUGAAGUCUCAACCCUAUCGCAACAAUUUUCUGACGUCCUAACUUCAGUUGGGAGUGACAAAAAGGCUGAAGUUCUCAACCCAAUGGUCAAUAGUGUACUAUUAGAGGGCUGUAACAGCACCACUUACAUCCAGGAUGCUUUCCAAUUAUUGCUUCCAGUUCUCCAGGUCUCUCAUAUCCAGACGAAUUGUUUGACAACACAACAGUGACCAUCGGCCUAUUCUCUUGGUUGUAUGUGAAAUUCAAAAGUAUGUCCGAAGCCAUCAGGCUAUCAAAGAGCCUUCAAAGGGACAUUAAAUGCAAUUUUGCACAUGCAAUACUGAGUAACACUUUUAGUUAACUAUUUAAACACAUUAUUCUAUUAUAGGAGAAACAUUCAUAUUACUUGCAUUAAUUUAAGGUAAAACAUGUCUAUUUCACUUUUACUGGUUGAAAUUUAAUUGGGCAUUGCUGUACUAAGUAACUGACAUACCAUUUUGAAACAUUUGCAGUGGCCUAUUUGCCUGAAAUGCCAGAAUGAAAUCCCUUGCUGCGAAAUCAAUGUAAUGCCUUAGCCACAAGUUGGUACUCUCCAAAUAAGCAUUUUCCUUUGGCUUCAAGUGUGAGGAAUGGGCAGUAAGGCAAGACCAUCAGAAAAAGCAGACUUAAAAGGUGAUCUGACUGUUCCCUGUAUGUGGAAAUAUACAUGUGCAGGUGUGAGAAAGAAGGGUGUAGCAGGGAACUGAAUUAACUCCUCUUAAAUUAAGUUCAACAGCACUUUUCUCAUUUUUAGAAUAGUUCUAAAUACUUUCACUUAGCUUAAAUAUAACAGAGAAACUUCCUUGCACUAACUGUAUCAUGAACUAAUAAAAGUGCUUCUUUCAUAGACACAAAGUCAUAACCUCAUAAGCAGGAAAAAUUGUCUAAUUUACCUCAGAGACCAGCACAAAUCGAUGAUGGCAUCUGUUUGUGCUCAUGCAUGCCGGGGGCUGUUUGUAUGCAAGGAAAGCACCUCAGUGUCUGUGAAUCUGCAUUGCAUCAGUUAUAUGACACAGCUGCAGCUUUACAGCUACUGCAAGGCU
Molecule: messenger RNA, 2500 nt
Organism: Elgaria multicarinata webbii
Lineage: Eukaryota; Metazoa; Chordata; Lepidosauria; Squamata; Anguidae
Gene: FAM114A1
Product: family with sequence similarity 114 member A1
Exons: 13
Coding region: 2-1648 (548 amino acids)
Source: RefSeq, a predicted model, not a curated record